Messenger RNA from Mizuhopecten yessoensis (Yesso scallop), 3537 nucleotides. Its product is annotated as protein catecholamines up-like. Gene Ontology annotation, molecular function: zinc ion transmembrane transporter activity. NCBI's taxonomy places the organism in Eukaryota, Metazoa, Mollusca, Bivalvia, Pectinida, Pectinidae. The transcript is spliced from 3 exons. Gene Ontology annotation, biological process: intracellular zinc ion homeostasis; zinc ion transmembrane transport. Gene Ontology annotation, cellular component: membrane. Bases 45 to 1274 code for a protein of 409 amino acids. The record is from RefSeq and is a predicted model, not a curated record.
AGCGUAUUGAGCUUCUGAUUUUAAGGCCACGUACGGGAAAAGCUAUGGCGAACACCGGCACACAAGGAAACUCAUCUCGAGUUGUGUUCUCCAGUUAUGUUGUAAUAUUCCUUUUUACGUGUGUUCUUGUUGGUUUUGUACACAGCCAUGAACAUGGCCACGCCCAUGAUCAACCUGAAGAAAAUCCGUCGUUUAAAUAUUCGAAGAAAGCCAAUGUAGCAGAUGGACAUGGACACGCACAUGAUGAUGGACAUGGACACGGGCACGCUCAUGGACACGCUCACGACUCACAACCGCCCGUCACCAGUAAGACUGUUCACAGAGAAACAGGACUUAUGCUAUGGGUGCAAGCCAUAGGAGCUACGUUUAUUAUCAGUAUAUCUCCUGUAUUCAUUUUAUUAUUUAUACCUUUAGAAAACACAAAAGAAAGUUCACCAUUAUUAAAAGUUUUACUAAGUUUUGCCUCUGGUGGUCUCCUUGGUGAUGCAUUUCUUCAUCUCAUCCCUCAUGCUGUGUCGCCCCACAGCCACGACCCAGAGCAUUCCCACAGCCAUUCCCAUGGUGGAGAGGAAGGACACUCACACGAUAUGUCUAUUGGUCUGUGGGUACUCGCAGGAAUUGUUGCCUUCCUAAUUGUGGAGAAGUUUGUACGUUACGUUAAAGGUGGACAUUCUCAUUCCCACAGCCAUGGGGCUGGUCAAGCUGCAGAUAAAAAGAAUGUGAAAAAGGAGGAUUCCCAAACAACUGAUGCAGGAAAAACUGACAAGAAAGAUGACACUGUCAGUAAAAAAGAAACAAAAAAUCCAGCAGCUGCGCCAGUAGAGGAUAUCAAGGUGGCUGGCUACCUUAACCUUGCUGCAGACUUUGCCCACAAUUUUACUGAUGGGCUAGCCAUUGGGGCCUCAUUCCUGAUGGGUCGUAACCUCGGGAUCAUCACCACUAUCACCAUAUUUCUGCAUGAAAUUCCACAUGAAAUAGGAGAUUUUGCCAUUCUCGUGCAGUCUGGCUGUACAAAGAGAAAGGCAAUGAUGUUGCAGUUCUCCACAGCCAUUGGAGCCAUGCUAGGGACUGUGUGCAGUCUGUUGGCUGAAGGUGUCGGGGAAGCAGCUACGCUCUGGAUCCUCCCAUUUACAGCGGGCGGGUUUAUAUACAUUGCCACAGUUUCUGUUAUACCAGAACUGCUAGAGGACUCUACCCUAGGCCAGUCGGUAAAGGAAAUCUUAGCUCUUUUAGUCGGCAUAUAUAUGAUGGUGCUCAUAGGGCAGUUUGAGUAGGAAGAAGAUAUCAGUAGCUUUAAGUCAAGGAAAUGCUGUAAUGUGGCAGAUAAGAUCUAUAAAAAAUAUCAGAAAGCUCUACUAGUUUGAAUCAAGUUUUUUUUUUAUUAAAUACAGAAAACUGUAAUGUUAAAUUUAUUUAUUGAUCAGAGAGCUGAAUUGUUUAUUUGGGAUCUCUUUGUUUUAGUAAUCGAAACAUUCUGCAAAUCCUCACCAUGAUUCCUUAAGAAUAAGCUUAAUGUAAGUUCACAAGAGUUAGUGUUAUCAAAGAGAAUUAUUCAGUACAUGUUUCAGCUGUUAAUGAUUUUUGUGCUAUUGUUUCUGCAUGUAAGAGAUUGUAGAGAGAAAGAUUUAGAUGUACAUGUGAUGUUUCAGGAAAACCCCCAAUAUAGAGUGUGUGUUCUGGACCUGUUUAUGUACUGAUUGCUCUAUACAGAAACAGACUGAUGUAUUUAACUUACCUAAUUGUAUGUGUGAGAGUAGGGGAAAGGUUGUUGUUUACUUUUGUUGCUUGUAGUGGAAGUAUGUCAUGAUCUAUCACAAUGAUAUUAGCACAAAGUUUGCCAAUAUCAUUCUUCAUUGACAUUCAUAAUCAUUUUAUAAUACAGCUACUUCAACUCAUUGCAUUCAAGGAAUGCAAUUUUGAAGAAAAUUAACUGUUUAACAUAUUUUUUAUUUUCAACAGAACUGUUAUAUAAUAAGUACAUGAUUUACUGUAAUACAAUACAUAUCAGUUCAUGAUAUUGAAAGUUUAAAUUGGUAGGAGUUGACUUGUUGGACUUAAUGACUAGUGAUGAGAGUGUAAUAUGCUAGGUUUGAUGAGUAAUGGACCAAUCAGACUCAUGUAAAUCUCCAAGACUAAAGGUAAAGUUGUAGGCUCAUAUAAAACUAGUGUAACACUUAUAGGAUGGUGUGGAUGUUAAGACAUGUAUGUAAUUAGCAGUAUACAGUCAAACUAUCAGUGUGAUCUACUGACAAUACAUGUAGUCAUCACUACCCAGGCUGCAGGCCAUUCAGGUCUGUUUUAGACAAUUAUACAAGUUGUGUAUGGAAAUGUCCUGAGGACUAUGAUAACACUCUGUGUACAUGUAAUGGAUGAGUGAACAUGUAUUUAGAAAAGUUUGUGGUUGUGGGAAAAAAUGCUGUAAUUUGAUAACUUACUUUAACCCAUGUACUAGUCAUAGGAGGGCAAUGUUUGCUCAAAGUGUUUAAGAUCAUCUGACUGUAUAAUUCAUUUCAGUCUUUAGUGCUACAUGGAAGAUAGAUUUUGUAUACUGUACAUUUAGUACAUUCCAAAGUGAAUCAUGGCUUAUGGUUGAUUGAUGUUGUGUUAAAUUAUCUAAAAUGUGACUGUAUUUCCAUUGUAACACUAUUUUGUCUGCAGAUAUUUAACGUGAAGGUACACAAAAUGGAACACUUUUUAAAGAAAAAUAUAAAUAUUCCUAUUUAGUUACUGGAACAUCAUUAUGUUUUACUAUAAUGAAACAAUAAUUGCUGUGCUUCAUACAAUCUAGUACCCAAAACAUAACACCUCAUUAUGUAAGGAUAUGAAAGAACCUGAGAACAUUUCAAUUACUUGUCUUUGUUUAAUGUAGGUUUUGACAAUUUCAACUGAAUUUUAGUAAUUUAUUCAUUAGAAUAUUAAUUUUGAACUAUACUUCUCAAUGUUUAGACAUGUGUCAGUGUGAUAGGAUAUUUAUGCUUUUGCUUCAUACAAUCUAGUUGGAAUCAUUUUCAUUUAAUUUUCUGAAUAUUUUUAGUUGAGUUCAUGAGAUAUAUAUGAGAGGUAGGCAGUUCAUUGUCCGAUACCCCUUGCUGUUUUUGCUUCGAUAAUCACUUAUGAAAUGAGCGAAUAUCGAAGCGAAAUCCGCCGUAGGUAUCCGACGAUGUAGGCAGAUAAAAAUUGCUCCAAUUCCUAAAACUAAAAACUGUUCCAAUUUCGAUUUUGAAUAGAUGCCAUUAACUUGUAUUGCAAAAUUAAAUGCUGCAUCCUACAACUGAAAACUGUUCACAUUAGUCACAUCAACAGAUUUGAAAAAAAUGACCCACACAAACAAUGUACGGAUAGAUGUUUCAGUGGAAAUCUCAUGUGUGGAACAGUAACUGUUACAACUGUCACAAAGUAUAUGUGGUAUAUUCAUUGUAGUUUAAGGUAUGUAGCGAACUGACUGAUGUUUAAAGUACAGGCUGUGGUGCAUGAAUAUUUGAUUUGAUGUAAUAAACACAUUCUGGUACAUGUAUUAAAUAAAUGGUGAUAGAAAAG